Messenger RNA from Aspergillus calidoustus, 1173 nucleotides. NCBI's taxonomy places the organism in Eukaryota, Fungi, Ascomycota, Eurotiomycetes, Eurotiales, Aspergillaceae. The record is from the annotation of a GenBank genome assembly.
AUGUUUGCGAAAAUGCACUACCCUCUGUCUUCAUCGUACACUUCGACCUCGCUAGCUGGCGAGUGCAAGAAAGCCGAGCGAAUCCUCGACUCGUUCAUCAACCCCGACCUUGUCUCACUUGACAAGCAAAUCCCGCGCAAAUUCCUCGAAAAUGCAAAGGGCCUCGUCAUAUUCAGCGUGUUUGAACUCGGCAUGAUGCGCUCCCUCCGCUUCGGCUCCGGCCUCGUCGUCGCCCGCCUGGCCAACGGCACCUGGUCCGCCCCCUCGGCGAUCGCCACCGGCAAACUCAGCUCGCGCGGGCAAUUCGGCCUCGAACACACCGAAUACGUCUACGUGCUCAACACCGACGCCGCCGUCGACCAGUUCCUACAGGCAAAGACAUUCACAUUAGGUUCCGGGGGCGUCUCCAUCGCCGUCGGACCGUUCGGACGCAGUGCGGAGCUCGCGGGCGAGUCGUACGAGGCGGAUAUCUUCGCGUACUGCAAGACGCGCACGGUGUUUGGUGGGUCGACGCUCGAGGGGGUUACGAUCGGGGAGCGCGUCGAUGCGAAUCGCAAGUUGUAUCAGAAGAGCGUGAGCCCGCGGCAGCUGCUCCAUGGGGAGGUGACGCUUCCCGCAGAGACCUAUCCGCUCAUGAAGAUCUUGCAUUCGCCGCUGUUACGGCCGGUCGCGAAGAGCGUGGCUGCGUCUGCGUCUGCAUCAGCGCCGGCAGCGGGUCUGGCCAUUAUUGUGACAAAAGCACCGCCAAUGUCUGUCGCGACAGAUGAACACUCUGCGCCAUCGCCAUCGCCAUCGCCAUAUCGCUCGCGCCGAUCCAUGUCUGCGUCCUCGCCCGUACAAAGUCGACGCCAGUCAUCCGCCUCGUCCUCGCCGCUGGAAGGCCCCCGGUUCUACGAACAGCGCAGGAUGACGAACCCACACCAGAUCACGAUAGAGAUUACCGAUUGCUCGAAUGUGGAGCUGCCGCGCAGUUUGACAGAGAGUCCAGAGGCCGAGAGCCCAGAGGCACGGAGCCCAGACGAGGCCGUGAGUCCAAUGACGGAACGGAGCUCGCUGGAUGGAGAGCCGGAUGGCCAGUCGGCGACACAUCCCGCUGUGCUCAAAGCCGGGAGACGCACCUGGAGUGGUCCCUCGACUGCGGAUUGGAGUCGGCAUGAUCCGUUGCAAUUUUGA